AUGAAUUCGCAUAACGAUCCGGUCAGCGAGCACGGUAAACGCCGUGUGGCGUAUUACUAUGACUCCAAUAUUGGAAACUACUACUAUGGCCAAGGACAUGUAAUGAAACCACACAGGAUAAGAAUGACUCAUCAUCUCUUACUAAACUAUGGAAUUUACAGACAUCUUGAAGUGUAUCGACCUUUUCCGGCAACAUUCGAAGAAAUGACACGAUUUCACAGCGAAGAGUAUAUGAGUUUCCUCAAAUGUGCCAGUCCGGACAAUUUGAAAAUGUAUAAUAAGCAAAUGCUAAAAUUUAACGUUGGUGAAGAUUGUCCGCUAUUCGAUGGCCUGUAUGAGUUUUGUCAGUUGAGCAGUGGUGGUUCAUUAGCCGCUGCUGUCAAACUGAACAAAAGGAAAGCGGACAUUGCGAUAAACUGGAUGGGUGGUCUUCAUCAUGCGAAGAAGAGCGAGGCUAGUGGAUUUUGUUAUACAAAUGACAUUGUACUCGGGAUAUUGGAGUUACUAAAAUAUCACAAAAGGGUUCUCUACGUUGACAUCGAUGUUCAUCAUGGAGAUGGUGUCGAAGAGGCGUUUUAUACUACUGAUCGUGUGAUGACUGUCUCGUUUCACAAAUAUGGUGACUUCUUUCCGGGGACCGGUGAUUUGAAGGAUAUCGGAGCUGGUAAGGGGCGACUUUACUCCUUAAAUGUACCACUGAAGGAUGGAAUUACUGAUGAUGCUUACCAAAGCAUAUUCAAACCAGUGAUGACAAAAGUAAUGGAGCGAUUUCAACCAUGUGCUGUUGUGUUGCAGUGUGGGGCUGACUCUCUGAAUGGAGAUCGUCUUGAUUUUGCGUUAAACAUCUUCAUUUUGGGUCAUGGUGAAUGCGUGAAAUUCUUUCGAGCUCAAAAUAUCCCACUAAUGAUGGUCGGAGGUGGUGGAUACACUCCACGUAAUGUAGCACGUUGCUGGACUUAUGAAACGACACUGGCCGUUGAACGCGAGGUACCUAAUGAGCUACCGUAUAACGAUUAUUUCGAGUAUUUUGGUCCAAACUAUCGCCUUCACAUUGAACCGUCAAGUGCCACAAACGAAAAUUCACCGGAAUCAUUACGAAGAAUCCAAGAGGCGGUGAUUCAAAAUCUGGAAAAACUUGCAUUCGUUCCUAGCGUUCAAAUGCAGCCUGUACCUGAAGAUGCUCUCAAGACAUUAAGUGACAGCAGUUUGGGUCAGGAUAUGGCAGAUCCAGAUGUUCGCUUACACCGUUCGAUAAUGGAUGUUGUUACACAAGACGCUGGCGAAUUCUAUGAUGGUGAAAACGAGAGUGAUGAUCGGCGAAACGAAAGUAAUGCUAAAAGAGCCGCUGAGGGGUUUGGUUAUCCCUGA
Messenger RNA from Angiostrongylus costaricensis, 1368 nucleotides. The record is from the annotation of a GenBank genome assembly. Lineage: Eukaryota; Metazoa; Nematoda; Chromadorea; Rhabditida; Metastrongylidae.